Alternaria atra is the source of this 996-nucleotide messenger RNA. RefSeq lists its product as uncharacterized. NCBI's taxonomy places the organism in Eukaryota, Fungi, Ascomycota, Dothideomycetes, Pleosporales, Pleosporaceae. The record is from RefSeq and is a predicted model, not a curated record. The coding region runs from base 1 to 996 and encodes 331 amino acids. Gene Ontology annotation, molecular function: hydrolase activity. The transcript is spliced from 3 exons.
AUGGCACAUCUUACACGCGAAGAGGUCCUCAAGUCAGGCGAGGUAUCCGAGGUGUACAGAAAGAAACACCAAGCAGAAAUCAUCAUCUCACCAGACUUUCAGGCUUUCGAGUCCCACCCCACAGACAUCGCUGGCGGCGACUUCUUCGCCCAACGCGCAGCUCGCGCAGACCAUCUCUCGCGUUUGCGCCAUCUCUACCCUAUCCCCGGUCCGAUCGAAGAGCAAGUUAAAGAAACCUUGCAUGAUGUGCCGACUCGAGAUGGUGCAUCUAUCCGCGUCAAAGUCUACCAGCCCGUUGCCGGUCCGCCGCAAGAUGGUAGUCCGCUCAUUAUGAUGUAUCAUGAAGGAGGCUGGAGCAUGGGCGAUUUAACGGACGAAGACAUGAAUUCACCCGAGCACAAAUUCCCCAUCGGAGUGAACGAUUGCUACGACGCCCUCCUAUGGAGUGUAAAGAAUAGUGCUAUACUCAACGCGACACCCUCACGCGGUCUUCUCGUCGGCGGCGCAUCAGCGGGAGGUAACAUCGCCGCCGUCCUCGCACUCCUCGCUCGGGACGAGAAUCUCAAACCGCCCAUCACAGGCCAAUACCUCUGCGUCCCUGCACUGCUACCAGAUACCAAUGUGCCACCCGAGCUAGCUCCUCUCUACCAAUCUCGGACACAGAGUUCCGAUGACCCCGUCUUGAAAGGUAUUCUACCCGGGUUGAUUGAGCAUGUCUACGCUCCUGAACCCAAGUCCCCUCUCUGGGACCCUUUUAACCACCCUGAUGGGCAUCGAGGUUUGGCAAAAGCUUUCUUCCAAGUCGGCGGUUUGGAUCCAUUGAGGGACGAAGCAGUGCUUUAUGAUAAGGUGCUGAGACAGAGUGGGGUGCUGACGAGGUUUGACUUGUACGCUGGGUAUGGACAUAUGUUCUGGACGAACUAUCCGGAAUUGGAGGAGAGUAAGAAGUUUGUGAGGGAUACGUUAAAGGGGGUGAGGUGGUUAUUAGAGAAGUAG